UAAAUUAACUAUCAUAUCUAUAUUUAUUUAAAUAUCUAAUUCUAAGUAUCUAUAUAAUUCUUAUUUUGUUACUAAUAAAAAUGACGUAUUUAAAUUCAUGGGAAGAGUUCGAAAAAGGUGCCGAGAGGUUAUAUCUUCAAGAUCCAAUGAAGGCUCGGUAUACAAUGAAAUAUUGCCAUAAUAAAGGUAUAUUAUGUCUAAAACUUACAGAUAAUCGAACGUGUCUACAAUAUAAAACGGUAGCACAAGACUUAAAGAAGAUGGAAAAAUUUAUAGGAAACUUGAUGAGGCAUAUGGCAUCUAAGGAGAGCUAAACAAGGACUAGAUAAGAUUAGGGACAUUUUUUAAUCAAGGAAUAAAAGUGCUGCGCAUUUAAUUCAUUUGUUUAUGUUGUUCCAUUUCAUAAGUGACUGAUGGGAUUAUAGAUAUUUAAUUUGAAAUGAGGUAUAAAAAUUUUCUUAAAUAUACAAUAUGUGCA
Apis florea (little honeybee) is the source of this 478-nucleotide messenger RNA. It is a transcript of the gene Srp9, whose product is annotated as signal recognition particle 9. Gene Ontology annotation, cellular component: signal recognition particle, endoplasmic reticulum targeting. NCBI's taxonomy places the organism in Eukaryota, Metazoa, Arthropoda, Insecta, Hymenoptera, Apidae. Gene Ontology annotation, biological process: SRP-dependent cotranslational protein targeting to membrane; negative regulation of translational elongation. Gene Ontology annotation, molecular function: 7S RNA binding. The record is from RefSeq and is a predicted model, not a curated record.